Molecule: messenger RNA, 387 nt
Organism: Brassicogethes aeneus
Lineage: Eukaryota; Metazoa; Arthropoda; Insecta; Coleoptera; Nitidulidae
Source: the annotation of a GenBank genome assembly
AUGGUUGCCAUACAUUGUGUGGUUAAAAGUUGUGUGAGAUCCAAGGAAUCAAAACAUUCCUUUCCAAAUCCUUCAAAGAAUUUAGACUUGUUAAAUAAAUGGGUCAUGUUAUGUGCCAACAAACGACUUCGUGUGAUGACACCCCAAAAAAUUUACACCAACUGCAGAGUUUGCUCAAAGCAUUUUAAUCCGAAAGACUUUUCACGCAAUAAAAGACUUGGCCGUAAGGCUUACCCAACAUUAUUAUUACCAGAUGAUGAUGUUUCAGAUGAUGAUGUUUCAGAUGAUGAAUUAAAGACAAAUAAAAAUUUAAAAAAUCCUAAAACUUAUUCGAAGGCUACAAUAGGAGAAAUCAUUGGCUUGACUCUAUUGGCAGAAGCGAAUUAA